This is a messenger RNA of Antechinus flavipes (yellow-footed antechinus), 2478 nucleotides long. RefSeq names its product POP7 homolog, ribonuclease P/MRP subunit (gene POP7). The record is from RefSeq and is a predicted model, not a curated record. Gene Ontology annotation, biological process: tRNA 5'-leader removal. The transcript is spliced from 2 exons. Gene Ontology annotation, cellular component: nucleus; ribonuclease MRP complex; nucleolar ribonuclease P complex. Bases 202 to 630 code for a protein of 142 amino acids. Lineage: Eukaryota; Metazoa; Chordata; Mammalia; Dasyuromorphia; Dasyuridae. Gene Ontology annotation, molecular function: nucleic acid binding.
GCGAUUGGUGCAAAGAGGGAGGCAAUGUGCGCGUGCGCAUUGUUACUCAAGCUUUGAGAGCCUUGCACUACUUUUACAGCUAGGGUGGCUGCGUUGUCUCCCAGGCAGUUCCUUCCCGAGGUGCUUCUGCCGUGUGAGGAACUAGCCGGCCCCAGCACUGCGGGCGGAAGACGCCCCCUCCCCCGGCCGGACAUAGGAGCUAUGGCUGAGAAUGGAGAGUUAUGGGGAGCCAGUGAGGCUGAACUGGACCCAGUGGAGUACACUCUUCGAAAACGGCUUCCCCAUCGUCUUCCCCGAAGACCAAAUGACAUCUAUGUUAAUAUGAAGACUGACUUCAAGGCCCAGCUGGCUCGAUGUCAGAAGCUUCUGGAGGGUGGUGGAGGGGGUAGGGGACAGGGUGGGUGUCCUGAGAUUUACAUUCAUGGCCUGGGCCUGGCCAUUAAUCGAGCCAUCAACAUUGCCCUGCAGUUGCAGGCUGGAAGCUUUGGGGCCUUGCAAGUAGCUGCCAACACUUCCACUGUGGAACUGGUAGAUGAGCUGGAGCCUGAGACUAACACUCGGGAGCCAUUAACCCGAACCCGAAAUAACUCGGCCAUCCAUAUUCGAGUCUUCCGUGUUACACCCAAGUAGUUGGAAUGGAGUUCUGCUUUCUCACCUGGAUAGCCAUAUUUUCCUCUCUACAUUAUGCUGGACCAUGGUUCUCCUUUUCACUUUUCCUACUCUGGGCUCUUGGGAAUCUUGCUUCCCUGCCCAUUUUUCAGGCUCUUAAAGAGAAAUCCUGGUAUGGGUUUUUGAGUUUUCUGCCCCUAUCCUAGAGAAGGCCAUUGGUUCAGGGUCCUGAAAUUUAAAAAAAAAAAAAAAAAAAAAGACUGUGACGGAAAAAUUUGUUUGUUUUUUUGUUGUUGUUGUUUGGGUCUGAGUAAAUUUUUUUUUCAGAAACCAGAAUCUUCUUUCUUUCUGACCUUUCUGUAUCACUGUUUUAGUGUCUGUCACCCCACAGUUUUUCUCCCAUAGGAUUCCUGGCCACUGAAAGGGAGGGGGAUCUUUCAUUUCCCGUCUGUGAAGCCUUCCUUCUGAUUGGUGGAUCCAUGUUUUUCCCUCACCACUUUCUCAUUCUACUUCAUAAAUCCUUUCUAGAUGAUAAAUGAAUGAAAAAGCAUUUGAGUAAGCUCUUAUGUUGUACAGGCCUCUAUGCUAAGUGUUAGGGACAUAAAAUAGAAAAGUGAGAGAAUCUCAUUCUCCAGGAAUUCAUUCACAUCUCAAGACCUAUCGAGGGAUCCUCAUAGGAGGGCUCAUAUACAGUAUAGAUGAAAAGGCCUACUACUCCUAAAGGUAUAGCAGGAGUGCAAAUGAUAAAGAUAUAUCCAACAUGCUGGAGGCUUUUAUAUUUCUCAGGGGUAUUAAUGUACUAGUAUUUCUCAUUGCUUGCCAUUCAUGUUUUAAAAUGAUUGUGAACUAGAAAAUCAUGACCAAUCUCAUAUACAAGGAUAGCCAAAAAAGCAAGGAUUGUUUCUAAUGUUAUGAGAUAAAAAUUGUUCUGGUUUUGCUCAUUUCACUUGAUCAACCCAAGUUUUCCCAGGCUUUUUUUUUUUUUUUUUUUCAGUAGUUGUCAUCAUAUCUGUUUAUACAUCCACAUACCCAUAAUUGCAUUUUUUAUCCCAAUUGAGGGGUUUCUAAUUGCUUUAUUUGGGGGUAUUGACAAUUUGGUUUUUUUCUCUUGGGUAUAUUAGCUAAUAUCUUGUCUAUUAAGUUUUUUCCCCCUUAAAGCCAGACCCUAGUUUUAUCAUUUCAUUUUUUUUUGAUUUUCAAUUUGUUUCUUUGAUUUUCAACAUUUCUGUUUUUUGCAUGCCUUUAGUAGAUAAUUUUUUAGUUGUUUAAUUCUUUGAUCUCUUGUUAAUGAAAAAUGUUCAGUGAUAUCCAUCUCCCUACAAAUAUUAUUUUAGCUAUAUCCCAAAAGUUUUGUCUCAAUGUUGUAAUUUUGUGGUAGAAUUUUGUUUCUGUGAUUUGUUCCUUGAUGACUAAUUCUUUAGAAUUCAAUUAAUAAGUCUCCUUACAGUUUUAAACUCUCCUCAAAGGCUUUUUAUUGUGUAUAAUUUUUAUUUUAUUGUAGCCAGCAAAUAUUUAGUAAAUAGUGAUCAGUAACAAUAUUUCAAUUUUUAUGUAUUUGUGCAGUUUUAUGCCCUAAUGUCAUACCUAGACAAUUAAAAAAAGUCACAUUUUAUAGUCCUAUUCAGUAAUCAUCAUAGAUCUUAUUAACUUUUUUAAGCUUUAGAUUUUUUAUUAUUUAUCUUUUUGUUAGAUGUAUCUAAGUCUAAAAGGAAUCCUCAGCUAAUAAUAGUUUAGCCACUAAUUUUUCCUGGUAAUUCCAUGAACUUUUCUUUCAAGUACUUAGAUGGCAUGCCUUUUGGUGUGUAUAAUGAAGUAAUGAUAUUAUCUAUUGUGUCUUUAAAUAUAACUUUAUUGUUGCCUUGUCUAAGA